This is a messenger RNA of Clupea harengus (Atlantic herring), 4139 nucleotides long. RefSeq lists its product as uncharacterized. NCBI's taxonomy places the organism in Eukaryota, Metazoa, Chordata, Actinopteri, Clupeiformes, Clupeidae. The record is from RefSeq and is a predicted model, not a curated record.
GACCUGCACUAAUUAGGCUAGUUUCACGCUCUUCCCGUUCAACGCUAAAGAUACACAGGGCAAAACAUCAGUAGCUUUAGCUUAGGGUAUUGUGAAGACCAAUGAAGGAAUAAUUAGUUACCUACUGAAGCUCAGUUAUCCGUUUUAUUUCCAUUGUAUCAAUCGGCAGUGCAUCGGUUACUGUAGUUGUCUAUCGAAACUACAUACAUGGAACGUUAAAGCUUUUUUUAUAUAUAUCCCUGUCAAGUAGGAAGUGAGCACAACAGCAUGGUAAACAUUGCAAGAAGGCUAACGUUAGCUUCUUAAGCCACCAAACCAUAAUUUGUAUUCAGUCAUGGCAUCUGAAUUUACUAUAGACAUCCAGCUUACGGAGUUGGGUUUUCACCAUCUUCCUGUAUUCGAUGAGGAGUUACCCAUAAAAGAGACAUCCCAAAUCAAUUCUUCAAGCAGCCCACCAAACGUUCCAGGACCUUCAAAAUCACCUCCUCCAGUAACAAACUCACCUGUGGACCAACGUCUGCUUGGUCUGGUUCAAGAUAAUGUUCAUACUCUUCCCAAAAGUUUGCCGGUUACUGUGCGGGCUGUGAACUCGCCCUCAUCUCAAUCCACCCAUGACAUGGUAGAGAAUAUCCAUCCCCAGUCUCCCCAUCACCUAGCAGUCAUCGAAAAAGACAUUUGUCCUGAAAAGGCGGCUUCCUCCGAUUUGAACCCUAAAACGAAGCCUGUUGUUACCACAAAACAAACACAGGCUGUAGGAGAAAAAAACGAUGAUGGCAAAACGGUUACCACCGAAAACAGAUCGUUUGUUGGCCGCCGUAGAAGAGAAGAGCAAAGCAAUCCAGAAAAGAAGGCCAGUGCCCAGAAGGGUGCGCUCCAGAUAGAUGAGGCGAUCUCCCAGAGUGACUCAAAUGGCAGUCAGGAAAACCCUGCGUUAGAAGAAAGUGAUGACAGUGAGGUUUCAGAACAGGAGGAGGAAGAAGAUGAGGAGGAGGAAGAUGAGGAUGAUGAUAACUUGUUAUUUGCUCCAGACGCGGCGGGAGAGCACCAUUGCAGUGUGUGCCAUCAGGCUUUCAUCAACGGCUUCCUCCUCCGGGAACACAUGCACCAGCACACAGGCGUGCGUCCCUACCGCUGCGCCGAGUGCGACAAGCAGUUCUGCCACCUGGCCAACUACCGCGCCCACCUGCGCACCCAUGCCCAGGCCGUGCCCAUCCGCUGUCGCGUGUGUCAGGCCAGCUUCGAGUCUGAGGAGCGCCUCGACCUCCACCUGAAGACCACGCACUUCGAGACGGAGUUCUACCAGUGCGACUACUGCAAGCGCAUCUUCACGUGCUUGACAGAGUGCCGGAUGCACGUGCAGAAGCACAAGAACGAGGCCAGCAAGCCGCAUUGUCCCCAGUGCAACCAACGCUUCACGACGGCGAAGAGCCUGCGGCGCCACAUGCAGAAGCAUUCCUGCCAGCGUUCCUUCCUGUGCUCCGACUGCGGCCAGUGCUUCCGCAAGAAGAAUCUGCUGCUGCGCCACAGCUUCUCGCACCUGGGCCUGCUGCCGUACACGUGCACACACUGCAAGACCCACUUCCGGCUGGCCAGCCUCUAUCACAAGCACCAGUGCAAGCCAGAGACCAUCCAGUGCGUGGCUUGCCUGUCCACGUUCACUAGCCGCGGGGACUUCGAGGAGCACAAGAAAGCGACCGGUUGCUGGGGCUACCAGGGAGGCCAGGGCACACAGCUGCUGCGUCAUACGACGCGAUCGCAACAGGAUGAGAUUCGCUGCAUGGAAUGCGGCCAGACGUUCGUCACCGCCGAGGAGCUGAAGAAGCACGCCGGCUCCCACCAGAGGGUGCUCAAGUGCGCCGAGUGCGGCAUGGGCUUCCGCUCCUCGCUGAUGCUCAUGUCACACAUGGGGGGUCACGCGGGGCAGCGGCCCUGUCUCUGCCAGCAGUGCGGCCUGGGGUUUCCGCAUCAGCAAGGCUAUGACCUCCACCUCAAAGACUGCGGAGUCACACUGCCUCCGAAGGUGGCGAUGAAGAAGACAAAGCCUGUUCAAAACAAAACCGUGAAGCCACAACAUGCCGUUGUACCUCAAACGACAGCACCCACUUUACCCCAAAAUAAAGCGCAGGAAGUGAGCAUUACGAAUAGGGCACAGACACCCACUUCACCCCAAAAUAAAGCGCAGGAAGUGAGCAUUACGAAUAGGGCACAGACACCCACUUUACCCCAAAACAAAGCGCCGGAAGUGAGCACUACAAAUAGGACACAGGCACAUCCACCUGGGCCCACAGUUCCCGAUCAGCCUGCAGAAGGUGUGUGGAAGCUCAGUCUGGACAAGGCACCUCCACCUAAUACACCUCUGGUAGUGCUGCUACCCUUCAAUGCUACUAUUCCCUCAAAUCUGUCCGUCAGCACAGCUGAACCCCAAACUCAGGUUCUUACAGAAGAAAACAACGGUGCUCCUUUGGUUAAGCCACGUCUAAUCCAAGAAAGUGAUGCAAAUAGGGUUCCAGAUCCUGUGCUGUAUGCUGCUGUUGCGGACAAUACUGAGUCUCCACAGCCAUUUGAGCAGCAACAACUGAAUACACUAUCUCAACCUGGCCUUACCACUCCUGUGAUCAAGAUAGAGCCCGCAGACCCAAGUUACUCGGAAAAGUGCAUGUUGUCAAGUUUUGGUAAUAUGUGUGAUGUUCCAGAUAUAGUCCAAGUCAAAAAAGAGGAGAGUGGACAGGAAAAAAAUGAAUUUAGAUUUUGUGAAGCGAAGUUGUCAACAGCUCCUCUGAAAACCGAGACUAAGGAGGAGCUAAAGGAGGAAUUGAAAUCAUCCGAUUUAGAGACACAAAUACACGCGGAAGAUUUGAGUUUACCAAAUGUAAUAAAGGAGUCCGGUGAACAUCUGGAACGAUCAAAUCCAUUAAUAUCAGGUGUGAGAAGCGGCAGUAGUGUAACCCUGGAGCAGUCAGAUAUAUUGAUCACAGAUGUAAAAACUGACAUUGGGGAACAUUUGGAGCAAUCAAAUCUGUUGAUCUCUGAUGUUAGAAGUGAAAGCAAUAUUGUUUCAGAGGGUGUCAAGAAGACAGUGGAGCAGACACAACAGCGUGAGACAGAAACAUGUUCUCAGGUCCCUGGUCACCUUGAGAUUCCAUUGGACCUUAGGUUGAAUGUAAAGCACUCUGAUAAAUGCCCUGAAGCACUGAGUCAGGAAAAUACGGUGAGCGGAGUUGUGGGAGAAACGGAUGCACGGGAUCACCAUCACCAUGAAUCGGAAGCAAAUAAGAAAGUGGCUGAAGACUCUUAUAGCGCCACUGUGGAAGUAGACCUUAGAGAUGAACAGAGAAAUGAGCUGGGAGAGUUGGAAGGGGAACCGCACGAGUGUGUGACCUGCGGAUGGAUUAUUCUAGAUGGUGAUCUGGUCCAGCAUUACAUGGAGCACGCUAUGCAAGCCGACCACGACGUCACCAAACAGCCCUCCAGCUCUCGACCUCCCUCUGUGUCUUCAUCUUCCUCCUCCUUCUCCCCUUCCUCUUCAGGGUUCACCUCCCCCAAUAUAACCCCUCCAGCCAGCCCACCCAGCAAGAGGUUACGAUCUCGUGCUAAAUAGUGUCACUUGAGGCUGAGGACUGAUUGCUGGUUCAACAUAUUUAGGUGGGGGAAAAAUUCACAGAAGUGCUGGAUUCAUUCUCUUAAGAUGGAAAAUUUCUUAACAUUCCAUAGACUCUAUUUUCGGGUUGGGGAGGAUCCUAAAAAAACAUAGUUGUCAUGAUUGCUCUGUUACGGUUGCUCUGUCACCUUAAAAGAACAGGGAUGUUUGUAAAAAGUAAAUAAGGUAAAUUAUUCAUCUGAAUGAGUAGGCCCUGUGAAGUUCUUCCAGAUGUAACAUUAGUAGGCCAAGUGUAUGUUCCGUGUAUAGUUGUUUCAGAAGAGAUGAAGAAUUAUUCAAAUAAUAUUUAUAUCAAACUUGUAGAUAAUACAUUUUCAUACCUGUUUUUACCUUUUGUAGUAAGUUGGCAAUCAAUAAGAACAAUGGCAGGAAAAUAUUCUCAUGCUAUAUGGGUUGGUGAUGAAUGACAUAGUUUAUGAUUUGGCAUCAUUAGACAUUUGUAAUUUUGGGAGAUGGUAUAAAUAAACAAACAAUGAAAUAA